Molecule: messenger RNA, 1302 nt
Organism: Lathyrus oleraceus (garden pea)
Lineage: Eukaryota; Viridiplantae; Streptophyta; Magnoliopsida; Fabales; Fabaceae
Exons: 12
Coding region: 1-1302 (433 amino acids)
Source: RefSeq, a predicted model, not a curated record
AUGCCUUCCUUCAUUGUUGUUGAAAAAUCUAUGUUCAUAAACCACAUUAAGAAUUUCAUAAGUUAUUAUAUCAAGCAAAUGGCACGUCCAAUUGAAGAUGUUAGGGAUACCAAUGACUUCAAAGAUUUGUGGAAGAUUGCUGUUAGGAUUAGAGAUUUGUGGUUUGUCAAAAGUGUCUCUAACAAAGAGCAUUUGAAAAUGGUUUUAGUUGAUGCAAAGUGCGACAUGACCCAAGUAAUUAUACAAUCACAUUUGAUUUUGAAGCACAAGCCUACAUUUAUAGUUGGAAAUACCUACAUCAUGCAUAAUUUCAAGGUUUCCAAUAAUGAUUUUUCCUUCAAAGAAACCACUUAUAGUUUUAAGUUGCUAUUUUAUGGUACAACUUUUGCAAAAGUUAUAGACUUUCCCGACAAUUCGCUAAAAUUUUUGAAAUUAAUUAGUUUGACAUCCAUUAUUGCGGGGAGGUUUCAAUCUGAUUUUUUAGUUGGUAUUAUUGGAGGAGUUACUGAAAUCAUUCAUAUCCAAAUGAAUGCUGAGAACCAUAAGUACAAAGUUGUCUUUGCUAUAACUGAUAUGAGUUGGGAUAUUCUUACAUCACAACUCUACAAUUACUACAACAAUAACAAGGAUCUUGAUAAUGUUAUUGUACUAUUACAAAAUGCAAGAGUCAACAUUGAUAAGUUUUUGUGGAAAGCUGAAAUUCUAAGUCUUGCUGAAAUCAACAAUCUUCAGAAUAUAAGUGAGACAACCAAUGCCAUUGUUGCCAUAUUAGAAAAUUUUGAGGUUGGUCAAUCUGAGUGUUAUUAUGAUGGAUGUAGUGAGUUUACUAGAAGUGCUGCACUUAAAUAUGAAAAGUUGAAGUGUUUUACGAAUCAUGAAACUGAUAAACCCAUCCCAAGAUACAAACUUGAAGUUCUGGGUAUGGAUGGAAAAUUCAGGGCAAGGUUUGUCUUUUGGGACAACGAUUGUGUCAAAUUGAUGGGAAAAUUUUCCCUUGAGCUGAAGAGGGAGUUGAUUGAGAUCUCUGAGCCUUCGUUGCAGGAUGAACUUUCAAAUUAUGAUCCUACUGGUGAGAAUUCAGCAUGGACAUUGCUUAUUGGAGGAGUUAUUGAAAUCAUUCAGAUCCAAAUGAAUGUUAAGAACCAUAAGUACAAAGUUGUCUUUGCCAUAAAUGAUAUGAGUAAGUCUUUGGUUCAAUGUACUAUUUGGGGUAUUCUUACAUCACAACUCUACAAUUACUACAACAGUAACAAGGAUCUUGAUAAUGUUAUUGUACUAUUACAAAAUGCAAGAGUCAAGUGA